Messenger RNA from Limulus polyphemus (Atlantic horseshoe crab), 324 nucleotides. RefSeq lists its product as uncharacterized. Bases 1 to 324 code for a protein of 107 amino acids. The transcript has a single exon. The record is from RefSeq and is a predicted model, not a curated record. NCBI's taxonomy places the organism in Eukaryota, Metazoa, Arthropoda, Merostomata, Xiphosura, Limulidae.
AUGUUGAGAUGGGUGUGUGGAGUGACAAGGCUUGAUAGGAUUAGAAACGAGAGGAUUCGAGGAACAACUAAAGUGGUGGAAAUAUCGAAGAAAGUUCAGGAGAGAAGAUUGCAGUGGUAUGGGCACGUGAUGAGGAGGGAAGAUGAUUAUAUAGGUAAGAGGGUUUUGGAUAUGGAGGUGGAGGGGAGAAGGAAGAGAGGAAGACCAAGGAGAAGAUGGAAGGAUUGCGUGGAUGGAGAUAUUAGAGAGAAAGGCCUUGUUGGGGACGAAUACAAAGACCGAGGAGAGUGGAAACGUGCUGUCAAAAAUAGAGACCCCGUAUAG